AUGCAGUGCUCCUCGAAAUUCGGCGACAGGGACUUCAUGAGUAAAACAGCGAAAUUCCGAGAGGCUCUCGCACGAGCCAAGUCGAUAAUAGCCCUGACUGGCGCUGGAACUUCGGCUGAGAGCGGGGUGCCGACCUUCAGAGGUGCAGGCGGUCUGUGGAGAACUCAUCAAGCAACUGAAUUGGCGACGAAUGCCGCUUUCACGAGAGAUCCAGUUCUGGUGUGGCAGUUCUAUCACUAUCGGAGAGAGCUGGUGUUCUCAAAGAAUCCAAAUCCCGCUCAUCAUGCGUUGGCCGACUUCGAAGAGAAAUGCAAGCACUCCGGUAAGCAGUUCCACCUCAUCACUCAGAACGUCGACGGCCUGCACCAGCGUGCCGGAUCGCAGAACGUAUUGGAGCUCCACGGAUCGCUGUACAAGGUACGCUGCACAGUCUGCCAUAAAGUGACCGAAAAUCAGGAUAGUCCGAUCUGCGAGGGAUUGGCCGGACAGACGACCACUUUGGAAGAGCUCCCGCACUGUGAAUGCGGGGGACUUCUGAGGCCGCACAUCGUUUGGUUCGGCGAAAGCCUCGAGGAUGACGUUCUCAAGAAAGUUGGACAGGCUCUCGACAGAUGCGAUUGUUGUAUGGUGAUCGGAACGUCGAGCGUUGUCUAUCCAGCGGCCAUGUUCGCUCCCGAACUCGCUCGGAGAGGAGUUCCGGUCGCUGAAUUCAACUUGGAGUCCACUCCUGAGACCGGGAGUUUCCAAUUCGUCUUCGAAGGUCCUGCGGGGAAAACUCUACCGGCAAUACUGGAAUCAUUCGAGCGAAACCUCUGAAUGGAGCCUUCGCUCGACGCUGAAACUUGGCCGAUUCGAUAAACGCCCAUUCGUCCAUGCGCUCCGGAAGGAGUUUGACAAUUGUUUGCGAGCUCUCUCAAGCGUUUCGAGGGACUCCGCCAAUCGAGUCCCGCUAGAAAGAUUUCCAUUGUGUCGCUAGAUCUCCGAGAAUCCUCUGUCUCAUACACUGCGUGGGGGCAUUAUAUUAUGCGCUCGGAUUCGAGAUGAGGUUUCGUCUCGCGACUCUUGGCUCUGAACUCCUGUAUACUCAGGAGAUCCGUUCGAGAGCGAAGACGGAA
This is a messenger RNA of Galendromus occidentalis (western predatory mite), 1115 nucleotides long. RefSeq names its product Sirtuin 4 (gene Sirt4). The record is from RefSeq and is a predicted model, not a curated record. Gene Ontology annotation, molecular function: histone deacetylase activity, NAD-dependent; protein-succinyllysine desuccinylase activity; NAD+ binding. The coding region runs from base 1 to 816 and encodes 271 amino acids. Gene Ontology annotation, cellular component: nucleus. NCBI's taxonomy places the organism in Eukaryota, Metazoa, Arthropoda, Arachnida, Mesostigmata, Phytoseiidae. The transcript is spliced from 6 exons.